Messenger RNA from Emericellopsis atlantica, 2717 nucleotides. RefSeq lists its product as uncharacterized. Bases 346 to 2526 code for a protein of 726 amino acids. NCBI's taxonomy places the organism in Eukaryota, Fungi, Ascomycota, Sordariomycetes, Hypocreales, Bionectriaceae. The transcript has a single exon. The record is from RefSeq and is a predicted model, not a curated record.
CACCAACGGUCACGUUCCCAUGGACGAGGCAUAUUAGUUCUGCAAGUCGCAGUGCUGCAUGCAGAACACGCGGGUUGGCAACGCCAAAAUAGAAACUGCCCCAAUUUCCUCCAGAGGGGUCCGUGGUGGUAUAUAUAAGGUUUGUUGAUUGACGAUGCAAUUGGUCUUUCACCAUACUCUAUUGGACACUACUAGUACUUACGGAUGCUACCUUCAAUAUCGAAGCCUUCUGCUUUCUAUUGAUGCCACUAUUGAAAUCGAUCAACUCUUGGCGUACUUGGCGGCUCCGUUGCGAGCGCAACCCAUGUUCAAACUUCAGCCGCCAACACGGCAAACGAGGACUCUAUGUUGAUGAGCACAUAUGAUUCCCGGCCCCCUUUCCCAUCGAUCAAACAAACAUCAACCCUCGGCCCGACGUUCUCGGUCAUGUCGUUCGAUUGCGGCUCCCUCAACGUCACAGAAUGUCUUGUGCAGGCCGCAGACCGCAUCGUCGCCGAGGUCAGACGGGGCAACGAUGAGUUCAACUGGGACCCCUUGAGCUUCGCCGUGACAGCCAUCAUCAGCAUGGUCGCCCUCCUGUUCGCCGGCCUCACCAUCGUCCAGGGAUUCCUCACAUUGGGUCCCGGUAGGCACAAGUGCAGCGAGUAUGCCAUUGGCUCCUGGGCGCAGUACUCGACGCAUCGCUGGAACAUGUCGGAGCUGCGCUUUAGAUCCGAGGCGUACACCCCGAUCCUGGACUGCGGCAAACUCGUCUUUGAUGCAUUGACACAUACUAGUAGGCGGCAACAGGACCAGGACUCCAAUGCCAGUGCAAGGCCAGAUGGGGGUCAAGGGAGGAUCAGCCUGGUCCAGAAGGAAGCGUACGAGUACUACCCAGCCACCUGGCUUGCCUUCCUGACGAUUCUCGGCCUGGACCACCCGCACUACUUUGACAUGAAGGUCUCGGGACCCGAUUACAUGCCGUCAGACCUGACCGCUGCGCCCGCGUACGCUUCCGUCCGGGACAUGUACACUCUGUGCGCCAUGCUGGGAGCGGAGGGGCACCGGCUGCGGAUAGGAGCGCAGGAAGGAGGCGGGCCGCCCUCGAUGCACAGCGGGACUUUUGACCUCAACUUCCGACAGCAUCCCCUUCUAGGCACCUACGGCGUCGUGCAGACGUAUGGGGCGCUGGGGGCCCGUGGCAGCCACGUGGGAACACCCAAGCAGCGCUCGGACCAGCAUCUCUUGAGACUCAGUCUCCAAGGGCGGAUGACAGGUGUAAAAUCUAUGCACUUCUACCGGGAUGAAACGGCGCAGGCGGCCAUCUUGCUGGCCAAUGGGUACAUCCCUCAACACAAACUGAUUGGCAAUCAGGUGAUCCUCAUUAAAGCGCACUGCACGCGUCCACUCUCCGAUAUACAGCAUCAAGGUCGGCACUGGAGAGCGCAUGCCCUGGAUCGACUCAGCAGGGCGAUUGAAAGGUCGCAUAGCGAUGCAGGCUUGACGGAGCUCGAGUGCUGCCCUAGCUCCGAUGUCCCAUGGCCGAGGUGGUGCACCAUGCCCAUGUCCUUUUCCGAGGCGUCCGCGUUGAUCAACAUGGACGUGUUCCAGGGCGGUUUGCACCUCCUUGGGGCCUCGACCACAAAUCAUCUCACGCCAAAGCUAUUUCCGAUUCGGACAAUGGACAUUGGCAUGAGACUGCUGGGGCUGAUUUCGCUGAGUCGUCUGUGGUCUCUGGAGCAGACAGCCCCUGCUCAAGACUCCGACCCCGACGCGCCGCCGCACUUGUUGCGCUUGGUCGCGAUGCCUUUAGAUCGUCCGGGUAGCGAGGAUGAGCACAAGACCCCACGAGAAGGGGAUAUCUUCUUUUCCGAUCCUGACGUAUUCGCCUUGAGUCGCAAAUACAUCAAGAGAAGAGGAUGGCAGGAUCCAUUGUGGGAAUUGACCAGAGACAAAACGACCACUCUUCAAAAAGAGCUUGACAGGAUCGAUAGGUGGCUUGGAAUCGACGAGCAUGCAUCUCGCGCUUCACGGAGAGCGGUGGCGUGCAGGUGGCUCUCGCUUAGCUGCACCGCGGCAGCCUGCUGGAAGGUGUCUCCAGCUGACAUGAGCCUUCGAAGUCGAUGCCCAUGGCUGAAGAUUUCCAAGACACCGAGGCGUGGUCGUGUCGACCCGGCGGAGUUGCGGUACAUUACGCCAGAGGUGCGGUCAAACGUCGAGCGCCUCCUUGACGACACGACCAGGUUUUGUGACUGGUUCCCGUCACAUGCAAGGCAUAUUGUGCAGGAAAACCUCUACGGUGCGGCAGACGAUAUUCUAGGUCCGUGCAGGGGAGCGCCAGAGGAGCAGGAAGUAUUUGACUCGCUGGUCCGUGAGCUGCGCAAGUUUGGACAGCUGUGGACUGCAGAUGCGGAUGCAGAGCAGCACCCGUUGGACAACCUGCUCAUCUACCGUGCUAUUUUAGUUGCAAUGCGUCUGAGCCUUGCAACGGAUAACAGUUCGCUCGUGGAUAAUGAGGCAUACUUGAGACUGGUGCCUAUUCUUUAGGGUUUCUAUGAAGCCUUAUAGGAAAUAUAAACUAAACUAUAGUGCCUUUGAUAAUACACAAGUCUACUAAAACAAAACAAGUUUAAUGUUUAAAAAUAAGUUAUAUAUUAUUACUAAUAGUAUUCUAUCCGCUCUUAUAGUUGGUCAACCCGCUGUCGUCCGAGGGAAAGCACGGUGCACCUGGUUCUGCU